This is a messenger RNA of Corticium candelabrum, 927 nucleotides long. Its product is annotated as glutamate receptor 1-like. Gene Ontology annotation, biological process: synaptic transmission, glutamatergic; modulation of chemical synaptic transmission. The record is from RefSeq and is a predicted model, not a curated record. NCBI's taxonomy places the organism in Eukaryota, Metazoa, Porifera, Homoscleromorpha, Homosclerophorida, Plakinidae. Gene Ontology annotation, molecular function: transmitter-gated monoatomic ion channel activity involved in regulation of postsynaptic membrane potential; glutamate receptor activity. Gene Ontology annotation, cellular component: plasma membrane; postsynaptic density membrane. The coding region runs from base 1 to 927 and encodes 308 amino acids. The transcript has 3 exons.
AUGCGACCAGCGUCUGUCCUCGACUAUCGAAAGUUUGAACAAGCGAUGGAAUCGUUCUGGUUGUUUUAUGCCACAGCAAUGCAGCAGGGUCCAGACUCUAUACCGUUCUUUGCCGGAAAGAUUCUCGUCGCCGGGUGGUUCUUCUUCUGUCUGGUCAUCCUUUCGACGUACACGGCCAACCUGACCGCUUUUCUCACCGCGAACAGGUUUACCACAGAUAUCAAUUCGAUCAACGACCUGGCGUCGCAAACUGAGAUAUUAUACGGGACAGUAAGAGAUUCCUCGAUCGUAGAUUUUCUACAGACGUCGACGCAGUCUGUGCAUCAACGAAUGUAUAGAUUUAUAACGACAAAUGAUGACACAUUGGUGGACAAUGGAGAAGAGGCCAUUCGUCGAGUCGAGCAUAAGACAAAGGGAGAUUAUAUUUUUAUCUGGGACGAGCCCUUUCUCGGAUACGUCGCCUCCAAUCAACCAUGCAAAAGUCAAGAAAUGCCUUAUACGAAAAACAUUUCAUUAGCAGUUCUGAAAAUGAGAGAAGACGGAUUUGUUGAACGUGUAUCCAAGAGGUGGCUAAAAUCGGGGGAGUGUGACGGGUAUCGGUCGUUCACGGGAGCCACAGACGUCAGGCAUCUUCGGAUUAUUGACUUGCAAGGCGUUUUCGUCAUUCUGGUCUUUGCGACGGGAUUGUCUGUUGUCGUUUCUGUAGUUGAACACAUACGAUGGAGGAUGAGAAAACCAAUAAAUGAACCAGAAACUCAAUCGAAGAAAGAAACAAUUAAAGAAAUCACAUGGAAGCACAAAAAGCCACCUGAAACACAUCAAUGGAAUCAAAGAGGAAUCAUAAAGAAUUGUGGAGAAUCACAGGAAAUGGGAAUCGCAGAGGAAUCACAAGAAAUGACUGGGAGUCACGGCCAGGAGUCACAGUAG